CUGACUGUUGGGGGAAAAAAAAACUGGUAUAAUCUUUGCUUCUUCCAAUGGGUCCUGGGAUAGUGAUACUUUUCUCUCUUUUUGGAGUUCUCAGCGCAAAUGUUGGAAAACAGAUCUCAAUAGAACAGUGCUGUAAGGAUGGCCAGGAUCGAGGAACUGACAACCAGGACUGCACAUCCAUCCCUCUCAUCUCUGAGUCGACCACAUGCAGGAUCGUACAGGAGCAGUGCUGUGUGGCGGUAUUGGAGGACACUGUCUGCACCAGCGGCAUCAACAUGGCCAAAGGCCAAGGGGGCUGUGACACCCUGUUCACUGGAAGCACCUGUGAGAUAAAGACUACCAAGAUGUGCUGUGACUGUUGUCUGCUGGGUCGGGCUGCUCAGGAGCAGGGUUUGCCCUGUGACCAUAGCCUGUCUCUGGGCUACCAGUGUGGCCUGGUCUCCCGCGCCUGCUGCCACGACCGAGCGCCGGAUGUGGAGACCAAACCUCUCCUGGUUUCUGAGAAACUCAGCGAGACCGCCACUGACAAGGAUCCUGCCGUACUGAGCAACCUAUGCAGCAACGGAUUGGCCAAGUGUGGACAGGAGUGUGUGGGCAACGGCACCUGCGCCUGUUUCCAAGGUUACAAACUGAAACCAGACGGGAAGAACUGUGACGAUAUAAACGAGUGCCUGCUUGGGGCCAGUAACUGCCGAGUGGGCGAGCGCUGCAUCAACACAUUGGGCUCGUACCGUUGCCAGAGAGAGGUCAGCUGUGGCACCGGCUACGAGCUCACCGACAGCAACAACUGUAAAGACAUUGAUGAGUGCGAGUUGGGGACCCACAACUGCGCCCCGGACUUUGAGUGUCAGAACACUCAGGGGUCGUUUCGCUGUCGGCCCAAGAACCAGUGUGGCGAUGGAUACAUCCAGGAUGCCCUGGGCAACUGCAUCGACAUCAACGAGUGCCUGUCCCAGACGGGGCCAUGCCACCCUGGACAACAGUGUAUAAACACCCUGGGCUCCUUCACCUGUCUGAGAAACUCCAUCAACUGUGGCCGAGGAUACCAUGUCAACAGUGAGGGCAACCGCUGUGUUGAUAUUGACGAGUGCAAGGGUCCCGAUGGAGCGUGCGCUGGCCACACCUGCGUCAACCUGGUGGGAUCGUUCCGUUGUGAGUGUAAGGCCGGAUUCAUCUUCAACAGCGUCAGCCGCGUCUGCGACGAUAUCAACGAAUGCAGGCACUACCCGGGACGCCUCUGUGCCCACAAGUGUGAGAAUGCCAUGGGGUCCUACAAGUGCAGCUGCACCCAAGGCUUUAAGCUGGCCAGCGACGGAAGAAACUGUGAUGAUCUUAAUGAAUGCGAGAGCAACCCCUGCAGUCAAGAGUGUGCCAACGUCUACGGCUCCUACCAGUGCUACUGUCGCCGCGGCUACCAGCUCAGUGACGUGGACGGCAUCAACUGUGAAGACAUUGACGAAUGUGCCCUGCCCACCGGGGGACACAUAUGUGCCUACCGCUGCCACAACACCCCUGGGAGCUUCCACUGCACCUGCCCCGCAACCGGCUACGCUCUGGCCCCCAAUGGACGGAGCUGCCAGGAUAUUGAUGAGUGCGUAACAGGGACUCACACGUGCUCUGAGACGGAGAGCUGCUUCAAUGUCCAGGGUGGAUUCAGAUGCCUGUCCUUCGAGUGUCCGCCAAACUACCGCCGAGCAGAAGAGACCAGGGCGAGGAUCGAGCGCUCGGACACCAUCCGUUGUGUGAAAUCAUGCCAGCCCAACGAUAUCAGCUGUGUCUUGGACCCGGUACACUCUGUCUCCCACACUGUCAUCUCCAUGCCCACUUUCAGGGAGUUCACCAAGCCAGAAGAGAUCGUUUUCCUGAGAACCAUGUCGCCGGCGCACUCUUUCCCCCACAUCAGCUCCGACAUCGUUUUCGACAUCCUGGAGGGAAACGUCCAGAAUUCCUUUGACAUCGUGAAGCGGCAGGAGCACGGCAUGAUCGUGGGUGUGGUCCGACAGGUGAAGCCUCUGAUUGGCCCGCUAAACAUAGUGUUGAAGCUGGCUAUGAACUACGUCACCUCUGGCGUGGUGUCUCAUCGGAACCUGGUCAACGUCCACGUCUUCGUCUCUGAGUUCUGGUUCUGAGCAUGGUGCGCACACACCACCAACGCACAUAGCCACACACAGUUACUACUAUAAAUGUACCUACCUAACAUGAGGAAACAGUAGAAUGCUGACAGUGGAGGAGAAGCUGAAUGUUAUUCAGGUAUAUAGCUAUAAUGAUGUGAGUCCGCACCAUUGGCAUGUCAAAUAAUGGGAAAUCCUGAUACACACGACACCACUGUCGACACCAUUGUAACAGGCCUAAUUUCUGUUACGUUCUCAUGGCAAGACCACUAGCUGGUUAGUUACUUUAUUGUUGUAUGAAACAAAGGCACUUCCCAGUAAAUUUUUUACCCUGUAAUAGAUGACAUAAGCCAAGCAGUGAAUGGAUGCGUGCAUCUGGCCUACGGAGUUUGACAUGACGACUCUCAUAUACCGGGUUGUGUAAUGUAACCAUGCUGUCAAGCUCAAGACAAUAGAAUGUGAUUGUGAAUUGAAAGUGCAUGCGUAGACCUGAAGACGUGAAGAACCAUCGAAGGACUUAACUCUUGAAUGUAACACUAACCUAUAUGGUAAUUAUGUGUAUUAAAUGUCCUUUUCUAACUGUA
Molecule: messenger RNA, 2695 nt
Organism: Esox lucius (northern pike)
Lineage: Eukaryota; Metazoa; Chordata; Actinopteri; Esociformes; Esocidae
Gene: fbln1
Product: fibulin 1
Exons: 17
Coding region: 48-2129 (693 amino acids)
Biological process (GO): extracellular matrix organization
Cellular component (GO): extracellular region
Molecular function (GO): peptidase activator activity; calcium ion binding
Source: RefSeq, a predicted model, not a curated record